Molecule: messenger RNA, 987 nt
Organism: Eublepharis macularius
Lineage: Eukaryota; Metazoa; Chordata; Lepidosauria; Squamata; Eublepharidae
Product: 16 kDa beta-galactoside-binding lectin-like
Exons: 4
Coding region: 521-928 (135 amino acids)
Molecular function (GO): carbohydrate binding; laminin binding
Source: RefSeq, a predicted model, not a curated record
GUGAUUCUCGAAAGCUUAUGCUACAAUAAAGUUGGUUAGUCUUAAAGGUGCUACUGGACCCUUUUUAACUGAGAUCAAGUAGAUUUGUUCCCAGUAAAUCAUGAUGAGACAUCCCCCACGGGUCAGUAAUGACUCCAUGUUUGCACAGGGGACUACCUUUACUUUCAAUGUACCUAGGCUUCUCAGAUGUCUAUGGCUACACCCAUCUUCUCUCUGAUUGGCUAGGACACAAAUACUUUCAUGCAUCUCCACAGUGUUGUCUAGAAAGGGCUCUUACUGACUGAAGUGGUAUUCCAUGAAUAGACAUGCCACUUUGCAAUUUGGUUGAAUGCAUCCCACCUGGUCAUCUCUCACUCUCCAAUGGCCACACCUCCUUCUUUGAUCAUGGGUUUUUACAGGCUUAACUGUGAUUGGCUGGAAGACUGAAGGGCUGGCUCUAGGCUGCUAUCUAAAGCUCAGACAAAGUAAGAAAAUUCUGUUGUAGUGGGUUUGCUAGAAAGUGAUUUCUGAAGCCUUCACAAUGGAUGCUAAACUGGUCAUCUCCCACCUGAAGAUCAAGGCUGGACAAUGCCUCAAAGUCAAGGGGUGUGUGAUGCCAGAGGCAAAGAGCUUUGCUGUCAACCUUGGUCGGAAUGGCUCAGAUCUGAUUCUUCACUUCAACCCUCGCUUCAGUUGCCAUGGAGAUACCAGGACCGUUGUAUGUAACUCCAUGGCAGGCGGCGAGUGGGGUGAGGAGCUGCGAGAGUCUCUCUUCCCCUUCCAGCAGGGAGAAGAAACCAAGAUCUCCAUCUCCUUUGAUGAAAAAGAGGUGAAGGUGAAACUUCAUGGGGACCAGGAGCUCAAGUUCCCCAACCGGCUGGGGCUAGAGUCUGCUGAAUUCCUCUCUGUGGAUGGAGACUUUAGGAUCAAAUCCCUCAAAUUUGACUGACUUCAGUUGUGCCCUGUUCUAGUAGAAGAUAUGCAAAUAAAUAAAAAACUUCUUGGUCA